AUGUCCUACCCGCAGGGCUACCUCUACCAGCCGCCGGGCUCGCUGGCGCUCUACUCCUGCCCGGCUUACGGGGCCUCGGCGUUGGCGGCGCCCCGCAGCGAGGAGCUGGCCCGGUCCUCCUCGGGCUCGGCCUUCAGCCCCUACCCGGGAUCGGCGGCGUUCACGGCCCAGGCGGCCGCCACCGGCUUCGGGAGCCCGCUCCAGUACUCCGCCGACCCGGCCGCCGGAUUCCCCUCGUACAUGGGCUCUCCGUACGACGGCCACGCGACGGGCAUGAGCGGCGCCAUCAGCUACCACCCCUACGGCAGCCCUGCCUACCCCUACCAGCUGAACGACCCGGCCUACCGCAAGAACGCCACCCGGGACGCCACGGCCACGCUGAAGGCCUGGCUGCAGGAGCACCGCAAGAACCCCUACCCCACCAAGGGCGAGAAGAUCAUGCUGGCCAUCAUCACCAAGAUGACCCUCACCCAGGUCUCCACCUGGUUCGCCAACGCCCGACGGCGCCUCAAGAAGGAGAACAAGAUGACCUGGGCGCCGCGCAACAAGAGCGAGGACGAGGACGACGAGCCCGAGGGCGACUGCGGCGGCGGCGGCGGCGGGGCGCGGGCCAAGGAGGCCGCCGACAAGGCGCCGGACAGCAACGAGGCCUCGGCCGAGGACGAAGGGAUCAGCUUGCAGGUGGACUCGCUCACCGACCACUCUUGCUCGGCCGACUCGGACGGCGAGAAGGGCCCGGGCCGGGCCGGGGAGCGACUGUGCGAGUCAGGCUCGGAGUGUAAGGACAAGUACGAGGAGGACGAAGAGGACGUCGAGGAGGACGAGGAGGACGAAGAGGAGGCGGGCCGAGGCCUUCCUGCCAAGCCCCUCACCUCCUCCCCCCUCACCGGCCUGGAGGCUCCGCUCCUGGGCCACCCGCCGGGCGAGGACGCCUCCCGGAGCGGCAACAAAGUGCUCCUGGCGGGCCGGCUUCCCCCGUCGGCGGCCACGCAGGCCAGCAAGCCCAAGCUCUGGUCGCUGGCCGAGAUCGCCACCUCGGACCUGAAGCACUCGCCCCCGGCGCCGGGCCUGGGGCCGGCCGGCCCGCCGUCGAGCGCCCCGCACGGCGCCGCCUACGCGCCCUCCUCGCUGCUGGGCCGCCACCUCUACUACGCCGCGCCCUUUUACGGCAAUUACACGAACUACGGGAACUUCGGCGCCCUGCAGGGCGCCGGCCUGCUGCGCUACAGCUCGGCCGUCGGGGCCGCCGGCGAGGGGCUGGGCCAGGCGCACAAGCAGGGCCCCGAGAACGCCCUGAAGAGCCUCGCCGGACCCCUCGAGCCGCACUACAAGCCCGCCGCGACGGACGCCAAGAAAGACCCCACUGAAGUGUGCACAGUAGGAGUACAGCCCUACCUAUAGAAGGCACGUAAGGGUCACAAUUGCUUUGAGAAAAGUCAACAAGCCAUCUGCUCUAUUCUGUCGCUAUCUCUAAACAAAACUCUAAAUCCGGAUCACAUCUUGUGCCACUGUAUAGAAGAAGACCACAGAGCACUAAUCAAUCUACUACAGACUUUAAUAAUUAAACCAGAAUUUUGUUGGACAUUAUGUGAGUUUGCUGGUAUAGUCUAGUUUCCCUAAUGUAUGUGUGAUUUUAAACAAAGGAAGAAGAAAAGAAAA
Euleptes europaea (tarantolino) is the source of this 1659-nucleotide messenger RNA. RefSeq names its product iroquois homeobox 2 (gene IRX2). Bases 1 to 1401 code for a protein of 466 amino acids. The transcript is spliced from 5 exons. Gene Ontology annotation, molecular function: DNA-binding transcription factor activity, RNA polymerase II-specific; RNA polymerase II cis-regulatory region sequence-specific DNA binding. NCBI's taxonomy places the organism in Eukaryota, Metazoa, Chordata, Lepidosauria, Squamata, Sphaerodactylidae. Gene Ontology annotation, cellular component: nucleus. Gene Ontology annotation, biological process: cell development; regulation of transcription by RNA polymerase II; neuron differentiation. The record is from RefSeq and is a predicted model, not a curated record.